CGGGACUUCAAGAGCUUCUGGCAAGCGUCUUCCUUUCACCUUCUUUAACCUCAAGUCGUUCUUUUUCUCUUUGCUUCCGGCAGUAUGGUCUGGACCACUCCCUCUCGUGCGCUCGGGGUGAUGCUGAGCUGCAUCGCCCUGCUCCCCGCGCCGGCCACCGCGGGUCACCAUCAGCACGACCACCUGCACCGGCGCCAGCACCAUCACCAGGGCUACAGCGUGGGGCCCCCGAUCUGGCAGACCAGGCCGCACGACAGCGAGACUGCUGCAGCGACCGUCGCAGAAGCCACGGCGAUCGAAUCCGUGAUCGAAUCCGUGAUCGCCUCCGCCACCGUCGCCGCAUCCUCCGCAGCAGCGGCAGCCUCUUCCGCCGCCGCCGCAGCGAUCAGCUCGCUGAAAGCCCAGGUCAUCAUUCCCUUUUACGUGUACCCGGACCCCGGCAAAUGGACUCCACUGUUGGACUUGGUUGCAUCCUUCCCCGACGUCCACUUCACCGUAAUCAUCAACCCGAGCAGCGGACCCGGCACCAGCACCCUCCCCGACGCAGCUUUCCUGACCGCCGUGCCGAGUCUAACUGCAAACUCCAACGUACUGGCGAUCGGCUACGUACCAACCCAGAAGGGCACGCGGGCGAUCGCCGACGUCGAGAAGGACAUCAACACGUACGCGAACUGGCCCAGCGCGUCGGGCAAUUCCUCCUUCGCGGUGCACGGCAUUUUCCUCGACGAGGCGCCCAACGCCUACAGCGCGGAUCUGGUCAGCUAUUACACGACGCUGUCGAAUCUCAUCAAGAGUAAAGACGGGCUUGGGCCGGAGAACUACGUGGUCACCAACCCCGGCACCCCCCCAGACAACGCCUACCUCGACCUGGCCGACAGCACGGUGGUCUUCGAGUCGCCCUACGCCUCCUUCCAGGACGCCAUCAGCGCCGGCACGUUCAGCAAGCUCAACGCCUCCAGCCACACCAAGCUGGCGUCCAUGGUCUACGGGGUCCCGGAUUCCGUGCACCUACCGACGCUGCUCACCCAGGUCGGGAAUAUUUCGGAACAGAUCUUCCUGGGCAAUACGAGCUCGUAUAUGGUGUAUGAUACGUAUAUGAAUUCGGUGGUGCCGGCCUUGUUGGAGUUGAUUUAAGGGGUUGUGAGCUGGGCUUGGGGGGUUGUGAGUGAGCUGCUGUGGCUGUGGCCGUGGCUGUGGUUUUCCCUACCGUUCUAUUCUCUCGUUACUUUCUUCGCUGUAUAUAUAUAUAUGUGUGUGUUGUGGAUCGAUAUGCAUUUCUUUGUGUCCUGGUGGCAUGGUAGUGGAUUGGGCAGAUUGAUGACGUUACGCUUGAAGAAUAGAAAGUUUAUGCUAUUGUCGUC
This is a messenger RNA of Aspergillus uvarum CBS 121591, 1361 nucleotides long. RefSeq names its product spherulation-specific family 4 protein. The record is from RefSeq and is a predicted model, not a curated record. The transcript is spliced from 3 exons. The coding region runs from base 85 to 1134 and encodes 349 amino acids. Lineage: Eukaryota; Fungi; Ascomycota; Eurotiomycetes; Eurotiales; Aspergillaceae.